This is a messenger RNA of Micromonas pusilla CCMP1545, 822 nucleotides long. RefSeq lists its product as uncharacterized. The transcript has a single exon. Gene Ontology annotation, biological process: protein insertion into mitochondrial outer membrane. Gene Ontology annotation, cellular component: mitochondrial outer membrane translocase complex. The record is from RefSeq and is a predicted model, not a curated record. Gene Ontology annotation, molecular function: protein binding. The coding region runs from base 196 to 822 and encodes 208 amino acids. Lineage: Eukaryota; Viridiplantae; Chlorophyta; Mamiellophyceae; Mamiellales; Mamiellaceae.
CGCACGUCCCUCGCGCGACUCGCGUUCGAGCGCGUCCUCGACCUCGCGAACGAAAACCCGCGGCGUUCCCCCGUCGACCCUCAGAUCGCGACCGUCGAUCGAUCGGAUCAGCCCGCGCGCGCGAGCCGUCACUCUUCUAACUCGAUUCCGAUCGCGUCGUCCGAGGGAUCGUCGCGCGAGGAAGCGAUGACGACGAUGGAGCUCCCGAAAGAGGAGAUGGAACGGAUGAUGUUCUUCGAGGAAGCGCGGAUCAGAGCGGAGGGCGACCACGCGAAGGACCCGACGAACGCGCAGACGCUGACGCGAUGGGGCGGCGCGCUCCUCGAGCUCGCGCACUUCAAACAAGGCCCGGAGGCGGUCGACAUGAUCGAGCUCGCCGUCAGCAAGUUCCAAGCCGCGCUCCUGAUCAACCCGAAGAAGCACGACGCGCUGUGGUGCCUCGGGAACGCGCUCACGUCCCAGGGGUUCUUGUUCCAAGAGGCCGACCGCGCGGGGGAGUACUUCGACCAGGCGAAGAGCUGCUUCCAGCGCGCGCUCGACGAGGAGCCGACGAACGACAUCUACAAAAAGGCGCUCGAGAUGACCGACAAAGCCCCGGGGUUACACGCGGAGCUUCAGCGGCAGCUCGCGGAGCAGCAGGCGCAGCAGGACGCCGCGCGGGGUGUGAGGGGCGGUGGUGGUGGUGGCGGCGGCGGCGGCGGCGGCGGCGACGGGAGCAAGGGCGACGACUUUUGGUACGACGUCGGGGGGUGGACCAUCUUCGCGGGAAUCGCGCUCGGGUGGGUCGUCCUGUUGUCGCGGAACGCCCCCGCCGCCGCGUGA